AUGGAUGAAGUAAAAGCUAGCACCCAUUUUCUCCUCUUGGUUUCUUAUUCUCCUAUUCUCAUACUUUGGAGAGGCAUAACCUUACUGUGCCUAUUUGGAGAACAAGAAAUCCUUACACCUAAUUUUCCCUUCACUAUUGCAAGAAACCUAACUGCUGAAUUUGAACAAGAAGAUGAGAGUGAUGAACAAUCCGGUUAUGAGGGUAUUUAUGAGGAGGAUGAGGAUGAUGAAGAGGCUAUAAAUGUGGAGGAUAAGGGUUAUGAAGAGGCUAUAAAUGUGGAGGAUGAGGGUGAUGACAUUGUUGUUAAUGAGGCUAUAAAUGAGGAGGUUGAGGGUGAUGAAAAGGAUAUAAAUGAAGAGAGUGAAAAUGGCAAAAGGGCUGAAAAUGAGAAUGAAGACACUAAAGAAGAUGAGAAAGACCUUGAAUUUUAUGACAGUACUUAUGAGUAA
Messenger RNA from Prunus mume (Japanese apricot), 450 nucleotides. The record is from RefSeq and is a predicted model, not a curated record. NCBI's taxonomy places the organism in Eukaryota, Viridiplantae, Streptophyta, Magnoliopsida, Rosales, Rosaceae.